AUGGAUCCUGUCACGGCUGCCGGUCUGGCCAUAGGUGUCGCGGGCGUUGGUUUUCAGGUCUACACUGGCUGCGUGCAAGCUAUACAAUUGCUGAUAACGGCAAAGAACUUCCCAGAUGAGUUCAAAUACCUCAAUCUCCGCCUGCGCAUGGAGCAGCAACGAUUGUUCGCCUGGAGUGAAACAUCGGGCCUCGCCGACGUAGAUAGCAAGAACCAGCAGAAGAUAUUGAAAACCAACACCUUUUUUCUCCAUCGCACCACCGUCUUGGAUCUGCUCGUCCAAGUGCAGUGUCUUUUCAAGGAAUUUCAAGACGAACAAAAGCGGUACCAGAGAAUUUUGGUGAUUCCUGAUUCCGCCGAGUCGCUCGAGACGCCAGAAAAAGAUGCAUCUGACGCCAACUUUCCUCUGCCGCAGCGACGGCGGGACUUUAUCCAAAAGGCCAUGUCCAAGCUCAAGAACCUGUCAACAGAAGGUGCGCUGCGUCUGAGAUGGGCAUCUUUUGACCGGGACGGCUUUGAAAGGCUGCUUUCUAAAUUCGCAGUGCUCAACGAUAACAUGACUGAUAUACUUGAUGCUCGCCUUCAGGUUGAGAUUCACCACACUGUUCAAGAUACAAACAGGGGUAUGCUGCAACUGCACCACAAGAUUGCUGAUCUAUCACGCUUGGUCAUGGCCUUGAACCUAAAGUUGGAACCGCCCGCACAGCAGGCACAGUCACCCAAGUCAGAUUCGCAGAGAGAAGUGAGAGCAAAAGAAGCAUCGGGCCUGCUGCUCCUAUCUCAAUUGGCCAAAUUCAAGGCCUUCAAUGAAUCAAUCGAGUCUGGAAGAAAUAAUGCACUGGAUGAAAAGACAACAUCGCAGCUUGAGCUUGGUCGUCCACAGGAGCAAGAAAAAUUGAAGCUGGAUUCCGCAAUGAUCGAGCUCAAACAACAAGGAGCUAGCGGGUCCCAGCGUUGCGAGGCAAUAUUCAAAGCACCAGAUGGGAAAAGAAAGAAUAUAUGGAUCGAAUGGAAGGAGUUUGAUGGGCAUAUAUCGAGCGACUCCGUGCCGGCCAAACAAGUCAUUGUCGAUCGCGUCAGAAAGCUGGCUGCCCUUUUGAACCAUAGUCCCAAGCCCGAGGCAUUUCGAACCCCUCAUUGUCUUGGUUAUUUCGACCAGGAAGAGAAUGACGAUGACAGCAGCGACGAGGAAGGAUGCUCACGGCUCGGUCUAGUUUUCGAGCGGCCAGAAGAUGCAUCGAUAGACAAGGAGUCGCCUGCCGUGAGCCUCAGAGAGCUUCUAGAGUGCGACUCCAAAGGUCACCCCAAACCGAGCUUGACGGCCAGGAGAGAUCUUGCUCUUGCUGUGAGCAAUUGUCUUUUGAGCCUCCAUUUGGCCAACUGGCUACACAAAUCUCUUCGAUCGGAUAAUGUCAUAUUCUUUCGCGAUAUCAAAGGUCAAAUUGAUUAUGCAAAACCUUACAUUUCUGGCUUUGACUUUUCGCGCCCAGCCAGAAAGGAUGAGCCCACGGAAAUUGCUAGUCAAGACGAUAUAAUGCACAACCUUUAUCGCUACCCAUCUAUACAAAGCAGUCAAUCAGCGCAGCGUCCACGUUUCAAGAAGAGCUUUGACAUGUACAGCCUGGGUGUAGUCCUCCAAGAGAUUGGCCACUGGGCUCCCGUUGAGGACAUUGUAAAGAUCAACAUUGAAAGGGCAUGGCGCCAGCCGUCCAUCAUUGAAGGUGUCCGAGACAUCCUUCUGGCCGAGAAGACUCGAGAGGAACUGAGAGGCAAUAUGGGGUCCGUCUAUGAGACGGCCAUUCGACGAUGCAUUGCGGGUGGGGAAUUCCUCAAGUUAAAGGACGGGGACGACGAGACAAAUGACAAGGUGGCUACAACACUGUCCAUGGCUUUUUAUGAAAAUGUUGUCAAAGAGCUGGAAAGGAUAAUCGUGUAG
Messenger RNA from Pestalotiopsis fici W106-1, 1935 nucleotides. RefSeq lists its product as uncharacterized. Lineage: Eukaryota; Fungi; Ascomycota; Sordariomycetes; Amphisphaeriales; Sporocadaceae. Gene Ontology annotation, molecular function: ATP binding; protein kinase activity. The transcript has 3 exons. Gene Ontology annotation, biological process: protein phosphorylation. Bases 1 to 1935 code for a protein of 644 amino acids. The record is from RefSeq and is a predicted model, not a curated record.